CAAAAAAAAAAAAACUUCUUAUAAAUUAUAAAAACUUAAAUGGAGCAAUUUUUUUAACAAUUUAAUUUGCGUACCUCACAAUUAGUGACAAACCGAUCCGGUCCGAUCUUAAGUGAACUAGUCAAUUCAGAAACCAAACCAAAAGAAAGUAGUAAUUGAAAGGAACAACACGCGUGGAUCUAAAGAGAGUAAAAACAAGGAAGAGUACUUUAACUUUGCCGACUGAAAAAAGUAAGUGCGGUGUUUAAUGGGUUUGUCACCAACUUUACGUUUUCUUACAAACGAAGACGAAACCCCCCCAAAAAAAAAAAAGAAGAAACAGUAAAAUUGGAAGUUGGAAGGAUAGAGAGAAUUAAAAAAAAAGAAAAAAAAAAAGGAAGCAUCUUUGGAGUUGUUGGGAGAGAGAGAGAUAUGGAGAGGAGAAAGGUUGUGAUGUGUUGUGUAUUAUCUCUACUUGGUUUAUUAUCAGCUGUUACUGCCUUCGCCGCUGAAGCUACUCGAGUCAAGAGAUCUCAAGUCAAGGUUACCACCGAAACAAAUUCAAUAAAAAAAUGCAGCUAUCCAAGAAGUCCAGCUUACGAUCUCGGCUUCACUUCAGCUUUCUCUCUGAUGAUGGCUCACAUGAUAGUCACUUUCUGUUAUAGAAAAGGUCCUUCUAUCUCCUUAAUCUGCUUUGUUUUUUCCUGGUUCACUUUUGUAAUAGCUUUGCUUGUGCUGUUUACUGGAGCUUCAUUCAACGAUGAACACACCGAGGAUUCAACGGAUUUUGUUGGUCCCUACUUUUGCUACAUUGUGAAACCAGGCGUUUUCUCUAUCGGUGCUGUGCUUUCGCUUGUUACUACUGCCCUCGAGAUUGUCUACUAUUUAUCUUUGAGCUCAACAAGUAAGCAUGAUGUUGCUGCCACAAUGACACCGGCGAACCAAGGAGCAGGUAUAGCAAUGGGGCAGGCUCAGAUUCCAGAGAGAGUCGAAGAUCCUGUCUUUGUUCAUGAGGGUACUUACACGAGGAGACAGUUCACUUAAAACAGACAAGGCGUUGCUUGUGAAGCACGUUUAGGUGUAGGAGGGCAUAAAGAGUAAAAAGGGGUUUGUGUUUGUGAUUCUUGUAUGUGUCAAAUUUGGGCUUUACUAUGGGUUUCCAACUCAAAACCAAUUGGCAAUGAGUAGAGAGACCCUAACCCUUUAUAUAAUACUCAAGUCCCUUUACAUCUAUCAGAUGUGGGAUAUUUUCUCCACAGUAUGUGAGAUUAAAGACUAUGAAAACUUUGUAAUGAUUGCUAAUGUUGUUGGAAGUAGAAAACCUUGGGGACCCUAAAAACGUCACUUGUUAUGCA
Molecule: messenger RNA, 1334 nt
Organism: Camelina sativa (false flax)
Lineage: Eukaryota; Viridiplantae; Streptophyta; Magnoliopsida; Brassicales; Brassicaceae
Source: RefSeq, a predicted model, not a curated record